AUGGCGGUGAUGGCCGAAGUAGUGUCGACCACCGGCGCGCCGCUCGGGAGCCCGGCCUCGCUGCCACCGCCGGCGGCCGCGGUGAAGGACGCCGACGCUGAGAAGCUCCAGUUCAUCGAGGAGAUGACCUCCGACGUGGACGCCGUGCAGGAGCGCGUGCUGGGGGAGAUCCUCGCCCGCAACGCCGACACCGAGUACCUCGCCAAGUACGGCCUCAUCGGCGCUUCGGACCGCGCGACCUUCCGCGCCAAGGUGCCGAUGGCGACGUACGAGGACCUGCAGCCGUACAUCCGGCGCAUCGCCGACGGCGACCGCUCGCCCAUCCUGUCGGGGCACCCGGUCUCCGAGUUCCUCACCAGCUCCGGCACGUCCGCCGGCGAGCGCAAGCUCAUGCCCACCAUCGAGGACGAGCUCAACCGCCGCCAGUUGCUUUACAGCCUCCAGAUGCCCGUCAUGAACCUGUAUGUGCCUGGGAUGGACAAGGGGAAGGCUCUCCAUUUCCUCUUCGUCAAGUCGGAGACGAAGACGCCAGGCGGCCUUGCGGCGAGGCCCGUCCUGACGAGCUACUACAAGAGCAACCACUUCAAGAACCGGCCGUUCGACGCCUACAACAACUACACGAGCCCCACGGCGGCCAUCCUCUGCGCGGACGCGUUCCAGAGCAUGUACGCGCAGAUGGUGUGCGGUCUGUGCCAGCGCCAGGACGUGCUUCGCGUCGGCGCCGUGUUCGCGUCGGGCCUCCUUCGCGCCAUUCGCUUCCUCCAGCUCAACUGGGAGCAGCUCGCGGACGACAUCGAGGGCGGCUCGCUCUCCCCGCGCGUCACCGACCCGUCGGUGCGCGAGGCGGUCGCCGGCAUCCUCCGCCCUGACCCCGAGCUCGCCGAGCUGGUCCGCUCCGAGUGCUCCAAGGGCGACUGGGCGGGCAUCAUCCCCCGCAUUUGGCCCAACACCAAGUACCUGGACGUCAUCGUCACCGGCGCCAUGGCGCAGUACAUCCCGACCCUCAAGUACUACAGCGGCGGCCUCCCGAUGGCGUGCACCAUGUACGCGUCGUCCGAGUGCUACUUCGGGCUGAACCUCCGCCCCAUGUGCGACCCUUCGGAGGUGUCCUACACCCUGAUGCCCAACAUGUGCUACUUCGAGUUCCUGCCCAUGGACGCCGCGGCGUCUGGCGGCGGCGACGCGAGCCAGCUGGUGGACCUCGCCCGCGUGGAGGUCGGGCGCGAGUACGAGCUGGUGAUCACCACGUACGCCGGGCUGAACCGGUAUCGCGUCGGCGACGUGCUCCAGGUCACGGGCUUCCACAACACGGCGCCGCAGUUCCGGUUCGUGCGCCGCAAGAACGUGCUGCUGUCCAUCGAGGUCCGACAAGACGGACGAGGCCGAGCUGCAGCGCGCCGUGGAGCGCGCGUCCGUGCUGCUCCGCCCGCACGGCGCCGCCGUGGGCCCGCGGCCGGCGCCGCGGUGGACAGGGAGACGCUGGACAGGUGCUGCCUCGAGAUGGAGGAGGCGCUGAACACGGUGUACAGGCAGAGCCGCGUGGCGGACGGCUCCAUCGGCCCGCUGGAGAUCCGGGUGGUCCGGCCGGGCACCUUCGAGGAGCUCAUGGACUACGCCAUCUCCCGCGGCGCGUCGAUCAACCAGUACAAGGUGCCCCGGUGCGUGACGUUCCCGCCCAUCAUCGAGCUCCUGGACUCCCGCGUCGUGUCCACCCACUUCAGCCCCGCGCUGCCGCACUGGACCCCCGGCCAGCGCUCCCACUCCGACUAG
Messenger RNA from Miscanthus lutarioriparius, 1770 nucleotides. NCBI's taxonomy places the organism in Eukaryota, Viridiplantae, Streptophyta, Magnoliopsida, Poales, Poaceae. The record is from the annotation of a GenBank genome assembly.